Messenger RNA from Zingiber officinale, 859 nucleotides. RefSeq lists its product as uncharacterized. The record is from RefSeq and is a predicted model, not a curated record. The transcript is spliced from 2 exons. The coding region runs from base 73 to 660 and encodes 195 amino acids. NCBI's taxonomy places the organism in Eukaryota, Viridiplantae, Streptophyta, Magnoliopsida, Zingiberales, Zingiberaceae.
GGGCGACGUAGACAAACAAACACUCACUCGCCACUCCACGCAGCGAAUCUCGCUCCUCGAUCGAUCUCCGCCAUGGACGGAGAAGAAGACUGCGAUCUCCGGCCAGACCAUCACUUCCGAGGCCUCGAGCCGGAAUCCACCGGCGGAGGCACCAGCAUCCACAUCACGGCCCUCGACGGCAUCGUCAACGUCAACUCCCUCUUCACCCUCGCCGUCUUCAUCGGCCUCGCCUGGAACCCGUCCCGCUACCCCGACGGCGGACUCCCUGACUCCGACUGCGUAGCCAGCAACCGCGUCGCCGAGGACCUCGUCUCCUUCCACGUCUUCUCCUUCUCCGCCUUCCUCUUCUCCAGCCUCGUCGCCCUCUGCCUCAAGCAGGCGAUCCGGAUAGUGCGCCCUCACGGGCGCACCGCCAGGGUUAACAAGGCUUUGCUCCGCGGCGGGAUCCUCUCUUCCGCAGUCGGAUCCGUGCUCGGGUGCGGCUUCCUUACCCUCGCCCUCGUCAACAUGGUCCAGAUCAAGCUCGGCCGCCUCGAUUGCAGCGGCGCCGCCGUGGGAGCCAUCGUCCCCAUCGUGACACUCAUACCGAUCGCAAUGCUCAUCUACUCCGGUAUCGUCUUCUACGCCUUCACUCGCAGAUCUCAUCACGGCCGGCGUUAGGGUUCGGAUUCCUCUGUACUCUUGUAAGUAUGCAACUUGGCCACCAAGUUCUCCCAAAUGCUAAUGUAAGAUGCAACAGGGAUGUAUCUUCCAUGCCGAUCGAAUGAGUCCAUGCAUCUAAGUCUGUAGUUUGGAGAAAGUCUCAGGGAACAUGACAGAAGAUGAAAGUCCAUGUCUAGUUAAGGGAAGAGUUUCUACC